CAAGGCACAAAACUUUGUUUUUGUUUUUGUGUUUUUUAAAAUUGUUUUUUGUUUUUUUUAUUUUUUAUUUUUUAUUUUUUAUUUUUUAUUUUGGGGUUUCUUCUCUCUCCUCGAAGCCCCAACAGUGAUAAGCGACGCGGAAAUACAUCAGCUGAAAAAGAGAAUUAAACCCUCCUUGGCUGAUACGCAAAAAGCUUUAUUUUUUAUUUUUUUAAUAACGACGACGUUUUUCUCUGGUUCGGCCAUGGCUGAGUCUUCCAAAGAAGAACUUGUUCAGCUCAUCAAGCGUUUCGGGGCGUAUCUCACUGUCAAGAUGUCCAACCUCUUCUCGAUCUCCUUCCAGAGCCUGAAUUCACGGUCUCUUGGGGCUGUUGCGGGGCUUGCGGUUGCUAUAAUCUUCACCUGGAGACUUUUGAGAUCGCCAGGUGAACCUCAAAGAAGGCAACCCAAAAGGCAGGCUCCUACAAGCGGUAGUUCUGCCAUCACUUCACAUUCAAAUGCAGCGUUAGUGCCUCCUGGAGUAUCCUCAUCUUCAGAGGAUACCAGAGCACAAAAUGUCGUUGACCAGUUCUUUCAGCCAGUAAAGCCAACUUUGGGGCAAAUAGUCAGGCAGAAAUUGAGUGAAGGAAGAAAGGUAACAUGUCGGUUGCUUGGAGUAAUCUUGGAGGAAAGCAGUCCAGAGGAACUUCAGAAACAAGCGACAGUAAGGUCCUCAGUGCUGGAAGUACUCUUGGAGAUCACAAAGUUUUGUGACCUGUAUCUCAUGGAAAGAAUUCUGGAUGAUGAAAGCGAAACAAAGGUUCUUCUGGCUUUGGAAGAUGCUGGGGUUUUCACAUCUGGUGGCUUGGUCAAAGACAAGGUUCUCUUUUCCAGCACAGAAAAUGGGCGGAUAUCUUUUGUUCGGCAAUUGGAACCAGAUUGGCAUAUUGACACAAAUCCAGAGAUAGUUUCUCAAUUAGCUAGGUUUAUCAAGUAUCAACUUCAUAUCUCUCCUACCAGAACUGAACGGUCUGCUGCUAAUGUUUUCAGCUCACCAUCCUUGGAACAGUUCUUCGGAUCAGUUUAAUGUUUAAACAAAUGAAAUGUGCAAAUAUAUUUUUUUGAAACUUUAUUUAUGUUGUUCUUUUAUUCCUCAUUUGGGGGUUGCGUUAAUCAUACGUUAUGUACCAGCUACAGCUCAGUGUCGUUGUGCAUACUUGGCUGCUGUUGCUGGUAUUGGAUUGAAAAGUUGCUUGCCUCUGUCCCUGUUUCAAGGGAGAAGAUCUCAUUGUCUCAAAUUUGUGUACUAGAUUAGGUCACAUCCAAACUCGGUGAACUUGAAAUUUUACUUCAACUAUUGCUGUUGUAACUUAUCUUAGUGAAAGGAUAUGCCAUAUUGUAGCCCAUAA
Molecule: messenger RNA, 1388 nt
Organism: Ziziphus jujuba (common jujube)
Lineage: Eukaryota; Viridiplantae; Streptophyta; Magnoliopsida; Rosales; Rhamnaceae
Product: peroxisome biogenesis protein 22
Exons: 8
Coding region: 245-1066 (273 amino acids)
Biological process (GO): peroxisome organization
Source: RefSeq, a predicted model, not a curated record